AGUACGCAUGAGCAAAUGGCUUGUUCACUGGCCCGAAAUCACGCGGGGUCACGGAACUUCCUGUCUGUAGUAAAGAAACUGCAUGAAAAUGAGAAAAAUGUUUUAUUAUUGACGGAACCAACUUUACACAUGUUGUCACACAAAGAGAGAGAAGGAUGUAAAUCCAUCUUGAACAAACUUCCUCAACAGGAUUUAAUAAAUCUCACGGAUACAGUAACGAACCGAGUAGUAUCGCCUGAAAAUACUACUGAGGCAGUCAAUGCCAUUCUAAGUUACAGCCAUACGGCCUCACAGUUGCUGAAAAGGAAGAAAGUAAAGAGAGAACAUAUCUAUCAGUACUUGGCAGAAAAAGGGAUAAUUGAACCUGUUGCGUCUGACAAGCCCACCUUGAUAAAAAGGGCAUUAUUGUAUUGGGGCUCUAGCAAAGAGGAUAGCGAAGAGGAGAUUGAAAAUGAGUCUGAAAACCUAACAGCAUCAGAGCCUAAUUCAGCAAUUUCACGCAGUGAUACUAGCUGUACAAAUCCUCCCUUUGACAACAGUGUUGAUGGACAGCAGUUAGCUGAAUAUUUUAUACCCUGGUUCUACAAAAUCUUGAACUCUUUCAAUACCCUCUCUGACAACACUUCACAGGAAUGGGGUCCACAGCAUUUUUGGGAAGAUGCAAAAGGAUCAGUGCUUGUAGUAUCUAAUGGACAAGUAUUUGAUGAGUGCCAAGGAGCGAUGGCAGUUAGUACAAAACUUCAAGAACUUGUUUGCAAAGAAAAAAUACUCUUUAAUGCAAAUUUAAGUGGGGCAAGGGGCCACAUAGAUGCUUAUGGACUUGUCAAAAUAUCAGUUGGAGGCACAGUCCAUAGAUUUUCCAACUGCCUUGGAAUUUUCGAACAAUCAUUCGGACUCAUUCGAGACCCACAGAUGCAAAAUAACUGGAAAAUCAAAUUUACUGAGCUAAAACUGAAAGCACAGCAACAACAAAAUGAAGUAGAAGGUAUCACAAAAAAGGCUAUUACAUAAACUAAGAAGAGAAUGUAAUAUCAAUAGACU
Messenger RNA from Pocillopora damicornis (cauliflower coral), 1041 nucleotides. RefSeq lists its product as uncharacterized. Lineage: Eukaryota; Metazoa; Cnidaria; Anthozoa; Scleractinia; Pocilloporidae. The record is from RefSeq and is a predicted model, not a curated record.